AUGGGGGAUCAUAUGCCCACGGAGCAAUGGGAAGCAGAAGCGUCGCCGCAGGUGGAGGUGGUUGCCUCCACCAAGUCCUUCCGUCAGCUGGCGAAGUGUCGGCCCCACGAUGGCGACCGCAUCCUGGAGAUCGGCUGCUGCUUCGGCCAGUGCACGGUGAUCCUGGCGGAGCGCGCCACGGAGGUUUUGGCUUUGGACACCUCCAAGGAGUGCGUGCAGCUGACCUCACAGCGCCUGGAAGAGAUGGAGCUGGAUUGCGCUCGCAGCGAACGGCUUGAUGUGCUAGCUCAUCCAGAGCUUUUGAGGAUCCUGGCCUCCUGCGACCCGCCCUUCUCUGCGGUCUUCGCAGACAUCGGGGGCAACCGGGAGCUCGCGCAUGUGGUGGAGCUGCUUCAACUCUUGGCCUCCACCUCCCAGCACUUGCGAUACGUUGCGGUGAAGAGCGACGCCCUUGCCGCUGAGCUGGACCGUGCAAAAGACCAAAAGCACUGCUGGGAGGAGCUAUCGGGCGCCUCAGCUCUUGGAACGCAUAGGCAAACGAACGGAGAGAGUGAGACCGCCGGCAGGAGAUGGACAGAUGGGAGCUCACUCGGUCCUUCGUUCGGCCGGCGAAGCGCCGCCGACGCAUGCAAGAGAUCUUGCAGCGGCCUGUGCGAAGGACGGCGGAGGGCAAAGAGAUUUGCCGUUUCGCCAACUAUGGCCACUGCUCCAAGGAGGACUGCCGCUACGAUCACAGCUGCUGCCACAACUGCGGGGAGCUGGGGCACUUCGCCAGAGCGUGCGAACGCCCAAAGCCCACGGAGGUGUCUGGCGAGGAGACCUACAGCCAGUGUUCAGAGGUGGUGGAGCGACUGUGCGCGGCACUUCGUGCGGGCGGCACGUCGAUGCCGCUGGAGCUCCACGAGCACCGAGAUCGAGCACCGCGACGACGGGGCCUUCAAGCGCUACGUUCCCGGCCCAAAGACUGGCGGGUUCGCCCGGGGCUCCUUCAUCGCUUGGCGCCGCCACGAGCGGGUCCGCGAGUCGGCGCUCAGCGUGGAUUCCAUCCAGGAGCUGUACGACUUCCAGGAAGUCGUGGGCGAAGGAGGCUUCGGCACGGUGCACCGUGCGCGGCAUCGGCGCACAGGCGAGUUUGUGGCGAUCAAGUCCAUCGGGAAAUCCAAGCUGGAGGACGAGGAGAUGUUGCAGCUGGAAGUGGAGUUCCUGAAGUUGUCUGAUCAUCCAAACACUGUGCGCUACUACGAAACCCUCGAGGACGCUAGCGACAUCCAUCUCGUCAUGGAGAUGUGCUCUGGUGGGUCCUUGUCGGAGUACAUUCAGACGGCCCACGACUCGUAUGGCCCCGGCGUUUCAGAGGACGAGCUUUGCAGAAUUACUGUGCAGAUGCUGCAGGGCGUCGCCUACUGCCACGCGCACGCGGUGGCCCAUAGAGAUAUCAAGCCUCAGAACUUGCUCUUCAGCUGUGGCAAGCCUGGCAAGGGCAGUGCUAUCCCAAUAGCGUGCUCCGGGCACGGGGAUGCCCCCUUGAAGUUGGUGGACUUCGGCAUCGCGGGAGUCUGCAGGACUGACCGACCAGAGAAGCGCCUGCUGACUAAGUGCGCGGGCACUCUCGGCUACAUGGCGCCGGAGGUCUUUGGCUCUCGGCCCUACGAUGGGAGGUCCGCUGACAUAUUUUCCAUCGGCGCUGUGAUGCACCACAUGAUCGUGGGCGUGCCACCCAGCUGGCAGUCCAAGCCUACAACUUCUCGGGGAAAAUGCGGUACAAGCAGUUCUCAGAAGAUUGUCAGUCGCUGCUCGAGCAUUUGUUGCAUGAAGAGCCUGAGAUGCGGCCUACAGCUGCCGAGGCAUUGCAGCACCCCUGGUUCCAGCAGACCAAGAGUCAUCCCGUUGACGGGGAGAUCGAGUCCUUGCUGGAGAGGUGCUUCAGGAGAAUGCACGACUUUUGCCAGCGAUCCCAGCUGCAGAAGACAAUCAUGUACAGCAUGGUGGCCUUCGCGCCGCUUCACAACCACCACAUGGAGCAGCUGCGCACUGCUUUUCUUUUUGCAGAUCGAGGUAGAUCCGCCGGGAUCAGCUGCUUCGAGUUUGUGGAGCUGGGGCGAAAGCACAGCGCCUUUUCCCCGGCGGAGCUGCGCCGCAGCUUCGCCGUGGCCAACGUGUCGAGGAGCGGCAAGCUCUCGUACUGCGAGUGGUUAG
Messenger RNA from Effrenium voratum, 2196 nucleotides. Lineage: Eukaryota; Dinophyceae; Suessiales; Symbiodiniaceae. The record is from the annotation of a GenBank genome assembly.